AUGGGAAAAUCUAAUUCCAACAAGCCUCCACAAGACGUACAAGACAUCGACCUCCUCAAAUCCGAAAUAGCUUCUUUUGCCUCUUCUAUCGGUUUAGCCUCUUCCGUAUCCAAUUCAGGUUUCAACGAUGUCGAUUUUCGCAAAACCAAAUCAAACAAACCACCUAAGAAACAAAAACAACAAGAGAAAACACUUGAUAAAUCUGCACCUCAAAAUAACCAGAAGCCGAUAAACAAAACGUUUAGCAAAAAGAAUGAACCCAAUGAGAAAUCCAAAUUGAAACCCGAACCGAAACCGAAACCCGAACUAAAACCGAAACCUCCUGUUCUGUCAUUGAAUGAUGCUAGUAAGGAAAAAGGGUUUAACAAGUUCAAGAAUCUUCCAAAGCUUCCUUUGAUUAAAGCGAGUGCAUUAGGUGUGUGGUUUGAGGAUGCGGCUGAGCUUGAAGGUAAGGUGAUUGGGGAAGGGAAGAAGGUGGAGAUGAAGAAUUUGGAAGAGUGGAAAGGGUUUGCGGAGAAAAAGAGGGAGAUGGGUGAGAGGUUGAUGGUGCAAUUAGCUCAGGAUUAUGAAUCAACUAGAGGACGUAGUAGUGAUAUUAAGAUGUUGAUUUCUACUCAGAGGUCUGGUACUGCUGCUGAUAAAGUCUCUGCUUUUUCUGUCUUGAUUGGGGAUAAUCCAGUUGCAAACUUGAGGUCUCUUGAUGCUCUUUUGGGAAUGGUGACAUCCAAGGUUGGAAAGCGCCAUGCCUUGUCAGGUUUUGAAGCACUUCAAGAAUUAUUUAUUGCAAGCUUAUUGCCAGAUCGUAAAUUGAAGACCCUGAUACAACGACCACUAAAUCACCUUCCUGAAACUAAAGAUGGCUACUCCCUUCUACUUUUCUGGUAUUGGGAGGAAUGUUUGAAGCAGAGAUACGAACGGUUUGUUGUUGCACUUGAAGAAGCAUCUCGAGACAUGCUACCUGCUCUGAAAAACAAGUCAUUAAAGACCAUAUAUGUGCUACUGAGUAGGAAAUCAGAGCAAGAGCGCAGACUACUUUCUGCACUUGUUAAUAAGCUUGGGGAUCCAGACAACAAGGCAGCAUCUAAUGCAGACUAUCACUUGACCAACCUUUUGUCUCAGCACCCAAAUAUGAAGGCUGUGGUUGUUAAUGAGGUGGAUACUUUUCUCUUUCGGCCUAAAUUAGGACCACGUUCACAGUACCACGCCGUUAAUUUCUUGAGCCAAAUUCGCCUCACCAAUAAAGGAGAUGGGCCAAAAGUGGCGAAACGUCUGAUUGACGUAUAUUUUGGACUGUUUAAGGUUUUGAUCACUGGCCAAAGCAGCAAUGAGAAAGUCGAUAAAAGCGGUAAGGAAAAUCCAAAAGAGAAAAAAUCAGAAGCGACUUCAGAAUCACAAGUGGAAAUGGAUUCCAGGCUCCUAUCAGCUCUCUUAACCGGAGUGAAUAGAGCAUUUCCUUUUGUCUCGAGUAAUGAAGCUGAUGACGUCGUUGAUGUUCAAACACCAGUACUUUUUCAAUUGGUUCAUUCAAAAAAUUUCAAUGUAGGAGUUCAAGCACUGAUGCUUCUUGAUAAAAUUUCAUCCAAGAAUCAGAUAGCCAGUGAUCGAUUUUACCGUGCUUUAUACUCCAAACUCCUGCUUCCAGCUGUCAUGAAUACAUCCAAGGCAGAAAUGUUUAUUGCACUUAUUCUAAGAGCCAUGAAAAGGGAUGUUAACAUAAAGCGCGUAGCUGCAUUUUCUAAACGUUUACUGCAGGUUGCACUUCAGCAGCCACCACAAUAUGCCUGUGCAUGCCUUUUCCUUCUUUCUGAACUCUUUAAAGCAAGGCCACCUUUAUGGAACACGGCGUUGCAAAAUGAGUCUUUUGAUGAUGAUGAGCUUGAACACUUUGAAGAUGUUAUAGAAGAGACUGAUAAAGAACCUGUAACUGUAUCAGAUAAGAAAAGUGAUGAACCUGUAACUGUAUCUGAUAAAAAAAGUGAUGAUAUUGUACCUGAUCAGAAUGGCGAGGUUGCCCAUUCUGACACAGAUUCUUCUGGAAGUGAUGAUGAUGAUCAACCAGCAUCUUCUGAAGAUGAUGAUGAUUUUGAUGAUGCUUUAGAGGAUGAAGGUUUUUCUCUUGCAAAGAGUAAAAAGAACCAUAACAAUUCAAAGUCUGAAUCUGAUAAUGAAGAUCAGAAAGUGCAGGAAUCUACCAAGAAGCCUUUAUUGCCUGGAGGCUAUGAUCCACGACACCGAGAGCCGUCUUAUUGCAAUGCAGACCGUGUAAGCUGGUGGGAGUUAUUGGUUCUUGCUUCACAUGCACAUCCUUCAGUUGCAACCAUGGCAAGAACUCUUCUUUCCGGCGCAAACAUUGUCUAUAACGGAAACCCGUUAAAUGACCUGUCAUUAACAGCUUUCCUAGACAAAUUCAUGGAGAAAAAACCAAAACAAAACACUUGGCAUGGUGGUUCUCAGAUUGAACCUGUCAAGCAGUUGGAUGUUAACAACCUCCUGAUUGGACCGGAAAUUCUCUCGCUAGCUGAGGCAGAUGUACCCCCAGAGGAUCUUGUCUUCCAUAAAUUCUAUACAAAUAAAAAGAGUUCAUCUUCAAAACCAAAGAAAAAGAAAAAGAAAACAGCCAACGAAGAGGAUGCUGAAGAUUAUUUUGAUGUUGGUGACGAUGAUGUUGAUGGUGGUGAUGAGAGUGAUAAUGAAGAGAUUGAAGAUCUCUUGGAUUCUGCUGAUCCAUCUUUAGGACCAGAUGGUGACUUUGAUUAUGAUGAUUUGGAUAAAGUAGCCAAUGAGGAUGAUGAUGACUUAAUUGGUGAUGUUAGUGAUGGAGAGAUAGAUAUAGAUAUUCCCUCAGACAUGGAAGAGGAUGAUGCUGAUGAUGGAAGUGAUGAUAACAAUGAUCUUCAAAUAGGUGAUAUCGAUGAUGAUGAUGAUGAAGAGAAUGUUGUUGAAGAUCAAGUUGACAAGAGAAAAAGGAAACAUAAAGUUGGUGGUAAAAGUGGCGCCUCUCCAUUUGCAAGUUAUGAAGAGUUUGAGCAUAUAAUGGAAGACGAUCCCUCCGAGGAUAAAAAGAAAUCCAAGAAGAGAAAAAAGAAGGAAGAUGAUGAUCCUACUGAGAAAAAACCUUCAAAGGAUAAAAUCAAAUCCAAGAAAAGAAAAAAGAAGUCUGGUAAAUGA
Molecule: messenger RNA, 3168 nt
Organism: Vicia faba (fava bean)
Lineage: Eukaryota; Viridiplantae; Streptophyta; Magnoliopsida; Fabales; Fabaceae
Source: the annotation of a GenBank genome assembly